GCAUUGUCAGUUUAGGUCAUCCUCAGUGUGGUCAUCGUAGAAUCGCAAUUUCCCCUGGCACUGAUUUGAGCUUCAUCUGAUCCAACUAUAACGUAUAACUCAAACCGCCCACAACCAUCAGCACUUGCAUGGCACAGAUAGAGUGUUUUUAACAAUCUCUCUUUAGCUACUACCUUACUUGUCUUUCACUGCAAACUACAAUCCACUUCACUGCCAUGUCGCGUCUUGGUCCUGAGCCGAGAAUAAAUAGCAAGCAUCUUUCGCAACACCGUGGAGAGAUCGUCAGACUGAUCGCCAAGGUGGCGACGUUGUCCGGGGAUACAGCAACCCUUGAGACAAGCGAUGGUGGUACUAUAGGGAUUCAUCUACCUCGAGACAUGCACAUUGCCGAUCAAUACGUUGAGAUCAUCGGGACAGUCAAAGAAGAUCUGACAAUCAGGGCCCAUACGCAUAUCGGUUUAGGCAAUAAUUUAGAUUUGAAAGCGGUCAACAAUGUCAUUGAAUUUUCACAUUCACCUAUCGGCCAAGGUGUCCUCAAUUAGAUUGCUGAACCGAGGAUGUACAUGUAUCAAGGAUUCAAGCUAUGCUCUAUCGCUUGUUAUCCUUCUCUGAUAGCCUUAUUAUACGCGGACCUAGCCAUACGUGAUAUGCAACUGUUGUGCUUACUCGUGGA
Messenger RNA from Cryptococcus deneoformans JEC21, 673 nucleotides. Its product is annotated as single-stranded DNA binding protein 12k chain, putative. Gene Ontology annotation, molecular function: damaged DNA binding; single-stranded DNA binding. The transcript is spliced from 5 exons. The coding region runs from base 216 to 542 and encodes 108 amino acids. NCBI's taxonomy places the organism in Eukaryota, Fungi, Basidiomycota, Tremellomycetes, Tremellales, Cryptococcaceae. Gene Ontology annotation, biological process: DNA replication; double-strand break repair via homologous recombination; nucleotide-excision repair. The record is from RefSeq and is a predicted model, not a curated record. Gene Ontology annotation, cellular component: DNA replication factor A complex; site of double-strand break; nucleus.